CUUUCAUUUUGAUAUGUUUUCAUUUUGAUAUGUUUGCAUUUUCACUUGAUAUGUUUUCAUUUUGAUAUAUGUUUUUGAUAUAUAUGUUUUCAGUUGAUAUGCUUCAUUGAGAUUAUGUAUUAUGUUGCCUAAUUUUCUUGUGCAUUACGUAUGAGUUAACAUUCUUGAAAUGCUAUUCCAUCUCUUGUUGUCUUGUGUAGAGGAUUAAGAGGAAUAGCUUGCAACCUAAAUUUUGAUAUGUUUUUUAAGGAAGAAGAGCAAGGUUUAUCUUUAGAUCUCUAAUGUUCCCUUUUUUUAUAUGUGCGGUGGCUCUUCAUGGCGGACUGUGCGGUGGGGGCUCUUCAAUUUUUCGUUCAAUUUUACUUAGAGCUAAGGGUUUCUCUUUGAUUUUCGCUAGAUUAGUUUAAUUAAGCCAGGUAAAAAAGGUUAAAAGUUGACUUUGACCUUUUAAUUAUUACUAUUUUUUAAAACGAAAACGGGUCAGGAUAUGGUCAAACGGGUCAGGAUCUGAACAGGGUACGACUCGGAUGUACCAUACACCCGGGUGCACACAAGAUUUUGCCUAGUUUAAAUAACUAAACUCACAAAAUAUGGAUUAAUUAUCUCUAUAUAAUUAAUACCUUCAUUUCUAUAUCGCGCACUCAAACGGACCCUAAAGGCUUAUUAUAAUUGUGGGAUUGAUUAUUGGUUGUUAAUUUAUUUAAAAUAAAUGUCCAUUAAAAAAUGAAAUUGUAGCGUAAAAUAUAUCUGCCACUUCGCUUUCAGCCCAACACUUCCAUAGUUCCAUUAGUUAUCUUUUUUAGUUUAAUCCCAGCUGAGAGCGAAUUUUUCCCAGCAAAAAAUCUCUGAAGCGAAUUCUUCAAAAUCUGGGGCAAAUUUACCGGAUUUCAAUUUCCGGCGGCACUUCUUCACAAUGAGGAUUGUCGGACUGACCGGCGGCAUAGGAUCGGGCAAGAGUACGGUUUCAAAUCUCUUCAAAGCUCAGGGUAUUCCCGUCGUCGAUGCUGACGUUGUAGCUCGCAAUGUUCUGAAGAAAGGAACUGGUGGGUGGAGGAAAGUGGUGGCUGCGUUCGGCAACGAGAUUUUGCUGCCCAGCGGGGAAGUCGAUCGGCCGAAGCUAGGGCAAAUUGUGUUCAAUGAUCUUAAUAAGCGUCAGCUACUUAAUAGGUUGCUGGCCCCUUAUAUUUCCAGUAGGAUUUUUCUGGAAGUGUUCAAGUUGUGGAUGAAGGGCUGUAAAAUCAUUGUCCUCGAUGUGCCACUGUUAUUUGAGGCCAAAAUGGACAAAUGGACUAAGCCCAUUAUUGUGGUCUGGGUGGACCCUAAGACUCAGCUCGAGCGUCUUAUGUCAAGAGAUGGAACAACAGCCGAAGAUGCUAACAGUCGAAUCAAUGCUCGGAUGCCUCUGGAUUUGAAGAAGACGAAAGCAGACAUUGUGAUUGAUAACUCAGGGUCACUGGAUGAUCUGAGCGAACGUUUCAGACAAUCAUUGGUCGAUGUAAAAAAGCCUUUGACGUGGACUGAGUUUGGGUUGUGUAGAGAUGGAGCUCUUGUGGCUUUUGUUUCCAUUCUCUGUGGCGUUAUCAUAUGCAGGAAAGCUUUGUGAUUGAUUCUGAUAUACUUUUUUAGAAGCUUCUGAUGCUUUCUUACGUGCACCUCAUUGCCCAAGAAAAGCAUUUGUUCAAGUAUAGUAACUCCAGAAAUUUCUAGAUCUCACUUGUGUAAUUGACUUAACACAAUAGAUAAAGCGCCUGCAUAUACGGUGGAGUGUUCUCUUUGAGGAUCUCUAAGCGGGAUUCCAUGUGGUAAGAGAAAAAUCAAAUAUUUGUGGAAAGAAGCCUAGAAUUGCUUAAAUUAUCUCAAUUGUUUUUUGUAAGUUUUACCUUUUUUGAUUGGUUGAAUCGCUUGAUUUUAGGUCGUCUA
Messenger RNA from Salvia miltiorrhiza (redroot sage), 1920 nucleotides. RefSeq names its product dephospho-CoA kinase-like. Bases 914 to 1603 code for a protein of 229 amino acids. Gene Ontology annotation, biological process: coenzyme A biosynthetic process. The transcript has 3 exons. Gene Ontology annotation, molecular function: dephospho-CoA kinase activity; ATP binding. The record is from RefSeq and is a predicted model, not a curated record. NCBI's taxonomy places the organism in Eukaryota, Viridiplantae, Streptophyta, Magnoliopsida, Lamiales, Lamiaceae.